GUUUAUAUAUAAGGCGGCAUGAAGCCGCGGCGUGCAUUCGGGAAGGCCUGCAAGCAAGCUGGUAUCGUUGGGCUUCGAGAGAGCACCCCUGCGCUGGCGUCUGGGGGGUGGGCGGAGGCUUUGGUGUCCAGGCCGUAGGUGUGGAGGCAGAGAGUAAGGUGUGGUGUUACCAAGUGAUUGCAAGUGGGGAAAGGCGGAGAAGCGAGAGAACAACUCAGCCAUUUCGGGGGAAGAGGAAGUUGGACGACAUCGGCUGUGUAGUGCUUUUUUUCCCCAGUUCAGCAAAGAAUAUUCCCGAGGGGGGUGAGUUAAAAAGACCUAUCGUAUUUUACUGAGAACCGUUCGUAGGAAGACAGCUAGGACGCUCCACUCCUUCCCCUCUACUUUGAGAUUUUCACUGAAGCCCUUCUAAGUAGGUGGGCAAAGAGGGGGUUGUGCUAUCAGAAUCGUGAAUAAUUCAUGAACCCGCCUCUUUCGUUGGGAACCACGCCCUCGAAUCGUGCUGACGUACUUUGCGUGUACCGAACUUGAGGAAGCGACGUAACAGUCCCCGCCCCUAGGGCGGAGGGCUGGGCAUCUUCUCCAGCACGUGCUGCAUCUACCCGCGCAAGCCCAAAAGGGUGUGCGCAGGCGCUGCCCACUAGGGGGAGGAAGGAGGCGGGGUAGGGAGGUUGUUGGGUUUAGAGCCGGGCGGAGACGGCUGAGACUCAUUCCUCAGGAACAAGGGUCGGGUGUCAAGGAGAUCUUUUCACACCAGCUCCUGUCCCCCGCCUACGGUGGGUGGGAUCGCGCGGCAGAGACAAAAAGGAUAGCAAUAGGGCCGGACAUAGGUGCGAAGGAAAGUAGGGUGUCAGUUUGGGGUGGUGGGCUUUUCGGGGGGCCGAGGGGGGAAUGUAUUUAAACUCCCGGAGCCGUUAAGUUGGUUCGUACUCUGAUGCGCGCGCAACCAGGGUAGUGGCGGAGUGCGCAUGCGUGGCUCCGGGACGAGAGGAACGCGCUCCAGCAGUGCGCGCUCGCGGCAAAGAGGUAGUGGUAGAGGAGAAAGGGGCCGGCGCACGCGCGGUUGAUUCCUUGAGUUGUUCGGGUCUCGCGGGCAUCUUGUUUUGGUCUCGCGGGCGAGUGGGGCGCGCUUUGGGGGGAGGUGCUUGGAGUCGAGACUAAGCGAUAAGAGCCGAGCUGCGCGCGCACUCGGGAAAGGGGGAAGGGAGCGGGGUCUAGGAAAGGGGGGUCAUCCCCCUCAAACCCUGGUUACCCUCGACUGGGACGGAAUAAGGGGAGGAAAUGAUCGAGAUGGCGGCGGAGAAGGAGCCGUUUCUAGUGCCGGCCCCGCCGCCGCCGCUUAAAGAGCAGUCGGGCGGAAGGGGCGGCCCCACGGUGCCACCGCACCAAGAGGCCGCCUCUGGGGAGCUCCGCGGCGGGACGGAGCGUGGGUCGGGCCCUCGCGCACAGUCGGCUGGGGUUCCAGCUUCUGGGGCCGGCAAGCAGAGCCCGGGGGUUGCACAGCACCGAGGGGGCGGCCCCCAGGCACUGUCGCACGGGGAGGCCCGCUUGUCGGAUCCUUUCGGGCGAGCCGCUCCCCCAGACGUGGGGGAGGAGCGACGGGGCGGGGGCGGAACAGAACUGGGUCCCCCUGCCCCUCCUCGACCCCGUAAUGGCUAUCAGCCCCACCGACCCCCUGGGGGUGGUGGAGGCAAAAGGAGAAAUAGCUGUAAUGUAGGAGGAGGUGGUGGAGGCUUCAAACAUCCGGCCUUCAAGAGGCGCAGGCGGGUUAAUUCGGACUGUGACUCUUUAUUACCCUCCAACUUCCUCCUGGGGGGCAAUAUUUUUGAUCCACUGAACCUGAAUAGCCUCCUGGAUGAGGAAGUGAGCCGAGCACUCAAUGCGGAGACCCCUAAGUCAUCUCCCCUUCCGGCCAAAGGGCGAGACCCCGUGGAAAUCCUCAUCCCCAAAGACAUUACUGACCCACUCAGUCUCAAUACUUGCACUGAUGAGGGCCAAGUAGUUCUUGCUUCACCCCUCAAGACGGGUCGGAAACGGCAUAGACACCGGGGACAGCACCAUCAGCAGCAGCAGGCAUCUGGAGGGAAUGAUAGCCACUCUGUGCUGCCCACAACCCCUCUCACUCCUUCACUUCACGGGGAGGGCACCACACAACAGCAGCGGCAUAGGGGCCAGAACCGGGAUGCACCCCAACCCUAUGAACUCAACACAGCCAUCAACUGCAGGGAUGAAGUUGUGUCUCCCCUUCCAUCUGCCCUGCAGGGUCCCUCAGGCUCCCUUCCAGCCCCCUCAGCUGCCUCAGUUACCUCUGCAUCCUCAUCUUCCUCACGACAUCGAAAACGCCGCAGGACUUCCAGCAAGUCAGAGGCAGGGGCUAGGGGUGGAAGCCAUGGUUCCAAGGAAAAGGGCCGAGGGAGUGGGGGAGGACGCCACCACCACCCACUACCUGCAGCAGGCUUCAAAAAACAACAGCGCAAGUUCCAGUAUGGGAAUUAUUGCAAGUACUAUGGGUACCGCAAUCCUUCCUGUGAGGAUGUACGUCUACGGGUAUUGAAACCUGAGUGGUUUCGGGGCCGGGAUGUCCUCGAUCUGGGCUGCAACGUUGGCCACCUUACCCUGAGCAUUGCCUGCAAGUGGGGCCCAUCUCGCAUGGUGGGCCUGGACAUUGAUGCCCAGCUUAUCCAUUCUGCCCGCCAAAACAUCCGGCACUACUUGUCUGAAGAGCUGUGUCUCCCAUCUCAAACUUCUGAGGGGGAUCCAGGGGCAGAGGGUGAGGAAAGAACCACCACUGUCCGAAAGAGAAGCUGCUUCCCAGCAUCGCUGACAGCCAGCCGGGGUCCCAUUGCUGCACCCCAAGUGCCCUUGGAUGGAGCAGAUACAUCAGUCUUCCCCAACAACGUUAUCUUCGUCACGGGUAAUUAUGUGCUGGAUCGAGAUGAGCUGGUGGAGGCACAGACACCAGAAUAUGAUGUGGUGCUGUGCCUCAGCCUCACCAAGUGGGUGCAUCUGAACUGGGGAGAUGAGGGGCUGAAGCGCAUGUUUCGCCGGAUUUAUCGGCACCUACGUCCUGGGGGCAUCCUGGUCCUGGAACCCCAACCCUGGUCAUCCUACGGCAAGAGAAAGACACUGACUGAAACAAUCUACAAGAACUACUACCGAAUCAAGCUGAAGCCAGAGCAGUUCAGUUCUUACCUGAUGUCCCCAGAGGUGGGCUUCUCUAGCUAUGAGCUUGUGGCCACACCACAUAACACCUCUAAAGGCUUCCAGCGUCCUGUGUACCUAUUCCACAAGGCCCGUUCCCCCAGCCACUAAGUGGACCCCUGAACAGGAAGUAUGAAGAGCCUGCUGUCACUGCUUCUGAGGACCUGGGGGAAGAGGAAAGUAUCCCAAGGCUGGCCUUUCCUUUCUGACUCCAAAAAUAGUUUCCUUUCUUGGAUCUGCAGAGAAAGCUUUUCUUACGUUGCUGCCCCAGCCUCCCCUACACUUCUGGCACCUAAGCAGCAAGCCCAGCUGUGCUGGAGUUACCAUCAUCUUCCUCUCCCCCAGCCUCCUGGGCUGGAUGGCAUGGACUGUUUGCCUACCCGUUCUCCUAGGGCUUGGGAGGUAUGGACAAUGUCAAAAUCUGUAUCCCCUUCCUCCUGUUCUCCCAACGACAGAGAUUCCCAUUUCUCCUUGUCCCUAGCUGCAUUUCAGUGGACUAUGGAUAGAUGGACUGAAGGUUAGAGGGGGAAGCUUGGCAGGGAGGCACACAGGUACUGUGAAAAUCCUUCCCGCUGCUGUCCCCCAGUGGGAGAAGGGGUUGGGUUUUGAAUGUGAGAACAGCACAAUAAACUUGAUGUCUAGGGCAGUGGCCCCCACA
Molecule: messenger RNA, 3859 nt
Organism: Nycticebus coucang (slow loris)
Lineage: Eukaryota; Metazoa; Chordata; Mammalia; Primates; Lorisidae
Gene: MEPCE
Product: methylphosphate capping enzyme
Exons: 4
Coding region: 1282-3312 (676 amino acids)
Biological process (GO): snRNA modification
Molecular function (GO): snRNA binding; RNA methyltransferase activity; O-methyltransferase activity
Source: RefSeq, a predicted model, not a curated record